Molecule: messenger RNA, 1207 nt
Organism: Phaeodactylum tricornutum CCAP 1055/1
Lineage: Eukaryota; Bacillariophyta; Bacillariophyceae; Surirellales; Neidiaceae
Exons: 3
Coding region: 97-963 (288 amino acids)
Source: RefSeq, a predicted model, not a curated record
CGCAAACCAAUACCACCGUAUACGUACCGUGCUUCAUAAAAUACAUCUUUUCCCCUGUGAACAAGUCAUUGUUGGGUUGAGUCGAAACUUGUCCCAAUGUCGACAGAAAAGGAUUUUCCGAUGCCGCCUUCCCAGGUUUACAACGAACAGCAGAUUGCGGAUUCGUUCGGGACCGCUUUUGAUCAGCCCAAAGUCUUGGAAGGAUACGUGGACGAUAAUGCCGACGCCGAGCCCUUUCGUUACUUGUCUCAUUGGUACGUGACGGACCGAGCGAGUCCGACACCAAUGCAGCGUGUGGCUUUGCCGGCGGAUUAUGUCUUUGCACAAAAAUCCCUCUCGAUUGCGGGUUGGUUACAGCCCUCCACGUCGGCCUCGAAGUCGCCCGCUUCCAGCAACCUUAGUAUUACUGCACCGGAACCCAUCUUUGUUACCCUGGACGCUGCCGAAUACCUCGCCUUUGAUCGAACCCGACGUUACCGAGGAUACUGGGUUGGCACUGCGGACGCCCUUUACUGGCUGCAGCAACCCGAGACUAUGCGCUGGAACGGCGCUCUCUCGCAACAAGACUUGCACGUGGAAUGGCGGGCCGCGCUAGCUCUAUUGAGUAACUUGUUGGAUCUUGUCUUCACUGACGAACGCACUGCGGCUGUGUACGCUCGUUCGACUAUGUUGGAUACCUACAAGGCACUCACGGAUCAGCGCGGAUACGAACCGUUUGACAAGGAACUGCUAGUGCACUUGCGCAAAUUGGUCAAGCCACAUUUGCUUGAAGCACACCCGGCCUUGUUGCAGGAUUGCAAGUUUCUGAGAUCCCUCAUGACAUACAAACCCCCCAAGUUGGAUAGCCUUACACCAGAACGCAUUCUGGAAUCCAUUGCUGUUGCGGAAGCGCGGUCCCAGAUUCAUCCCUGGGUCAGAAAAGACCAAGUCAAGCCGGCAACACCCCUUCAGAAGCAAUCAUAGUGCCACAUUUGCCAGUGAUACCACUGUUGCUUUGGACCCACCCUUGGCAUCAGCUUCUCCUUUGGAGGUAGCCUUGAGGUCUCCACUGGAUCUAGACCAGGACCUUUUGGACAAAGCCAUCAAACUGAAAGAUGUGGCAACAGGCCCAUCCAUACAGGCACCAAAUGCAUCUAGUGCUCCAUCUUCUUCAACAGAAUCUGCAGGCUCUGCAAGCAAGGAAUACUCUUUAUCAGAUGAGAGCACC